CCAGAAGUGGGUGGGGUCAAAAACUGUAAACAUGCAGGGUUGCUAGUAGCGUUAGUCAGUCAGCAGCACCCGAUCUAAAGAUCAACUAAAACGUUUCUUUGUCGCAAACAAUAAUGCGAAACGCAAAAUGCGAUGCUAUCUUCACGCAUUUCUCCUGUGCGUGGUCUUCACCUUCUUCUCGUUGUUGUAUGUCUUCAGUCAGCUAGCCUCCACCUUGGAGGACCGCGGCGAGUGGGGAGGAGUUGAUGACGGUACACCCGGCAGGAGCGCUCAGGACACCGGCCACGUCCUCAGGAAAACACCGAGUCUGGCAGGCCUCGGAGACCGCGAACCGGGACUGGACAGGUGUAAAUCACUGUCAGUUUCUUACUGGAAACCAUAUUGGAGACUGCCUGCUGAUGUUUGUGGAGUGAACUGCUUUUUGGAAUCGUCUCUUAGUGACAGAUCAGGCUCGGUUGCCAAGGAACAUCACGAUGAGAGGAGUCACCUGGCUGUGGUGGCCUGUGGCCCCAGGCUGGAGGAGACUCUCACCAUGUUGAAGUCUGCGUUACUCUUCAGCCAAAAGCCGCUGCACUUCUACAUCUUUGCUGAGGAUGAGCUACAUGAGAGCUUCAGAGAUGCACUGGAAUUGUGGCCAAGAACAUUUCAAGCAAAAUUCACCUUCACCAUCUAUCCAAUCACAUUUCCCAAGAAGAAUGCAGAAGAGUGGAAAAAGCUUUUCAAGCCUUGUGCCUCUCAGAGACUCUUCCUCCCACUAAUCCUAAAGGAAGUGGACUCGUUGCUUUAUGUGGACACAGACAUUCUUUUUCUGCAGCCAGUUGAAAACAUCUGGGCCCUGCUUUCUCGGUUCAACACCAGCCACCUGGCUGCCAUGGCUCCAGAGCACGAGGAGCCUCGGAUUGGAUGGUACAACCGUUUUGCUCGCCACCCUUACUAUGGCAAGACGGGCAUUAACUCAGGGGUCAUGCUCAUGAACAUGACAAAAAUCAGGCAAAAAUUCUUCAAGAAUGACAUGACAGCCUUUCCACUGACGUGGGAGGAAAUUUUGAUGCCUCUUCUCCAAAAGUAUAAACUCAAUAUCACCUGGGGUGACCAGGACCUUCUUAAUAUCAUAUUUUAUCAUAACCCAGAAAGCCUGUUUGUGUUCCCUUGCCAGUGGAACUACCGUCCAGACCACUGUAUCUAUGGCAGCAAUUGUCAACAGGCUGAAGAAGAAGGUGUCUUUAUUCUCCAUGGUAACAGAGGAGUUUAUCAUAAUGACAAGCAGCCAGCUUUCCGAGCUGUCUAUGAGGCCAUCAAAAAGUACCCCUUUGGAGAAAACAUGGAGACCUCACUGCUUCAGCCGCUGGAAGCAUCAUUGCAGACAACCACAAAUACCUACUGUGGCAGAGUAAGUCAUCUGUUUACCAAGAAGUUAAAACAGAGCAUCAGUUCUGUUCAUCAAGAGAAGAUGAUGGACAUCACCAGCAAAUAAGAGUCCAUUAUUUGUGCCUAUUGUUCAAUUGUUGACUUUGUGUUUUGCUCCUGUGGAGAUGACAAGCUGGAUGUCACUUAACAUGAAAUUGUUUACAAAUGUGAUUAUAAUUGGACAAAAGUUAAAAAAAAACUGGGAUUGGAUUUAUUCUAAAUGUAUUUAUAUGAAUCAACUUUUGGUACUUAUCUGUUCACUGAACGCAAUCAGGUUACAGACAUUUAUUGACUUUGCCCUGCAGAGAUUAUGAACUUUGUGUUGAUGCAGAUGACUCUCCUUGAUUUUUGACAAUCUGUUUGUACUUUUGAUCUAUUUUUAGAGAAAACUUGAACUCUGUUUGGGGUUUUAUGAGAAAAAAAGGCUUUGACUUACGGAUUAUUAUUUAAAAAUUUUAAUAUAUUUCUGCACACAACUUGUCAUAUUUGGUAAUGACUAGAACAAAUCCUCUUAUUGAAUAAGACACACUGAUUGUCAGAUUUUAUUUUUGUCACACUUUGUUCAGUAUUUGUUUUUGUCGGACGUCUGUGAUGUAUACCAGAAGAAUUGAAUAAGUGGUUUUUAUUUCAAACACUCCAGUAUACAUCCCUUGUUGUACUUUGGGAAAUCUAAUCUUUUCAUUUACAUUAGCCAUAAAAAGUAUUUUCUUUUAAUUAGUGAAAUAUAGGGAGUAAAGUUUAAUCAAAUUAAACUUUUUAGUAGGUAUACUAUAUGUUUGCACAAUUAAAGGGGACAUAUGCAAAAUUAAGUUUUUAGCCGUUAAAUAUACAGUAUUUUGUUGUGUACUUG
Molecule: messenger RNA, 2257 nt
Organism: Austrofundulus limnaeus
Lineage: Eukaryota; Metazoa; Chordata; Actinopteri; Cyprinodontiformes; Rivulidae
Gene: gxylt1a
Product: glucoside xylosyltransferase 1a
Exons: 8
Coding region: 128-1474 (448 amino acids)
Biological process (GO): protein O-linked glycosylation via N-acetylgalactosamine
Molecular function (GO): UDP-xylosyltransferase activity
Source: RefSeq, a predicted model, not a curated record